AACAAGAGACGAGGAUGAGGAACACUGAUCACUCAGCAUCUCUGACAAGAGCAACAUUAAUUUGUUCGUUGUAUGGUGUACUUCGAAUACUUCUAAAUUCAUCAAUAAAAGAUACCUCUUCCUUAAUGACAUUCCAUCACAUAAUCUAUGUAUCGACAAUAAGCUUGCUAACACUCGCAACUUCCGUCACUGGUGGAUCAGUGGCUGUGUUUGGAAAUCGUGGAGGUGGUGGAUAUGGUAAAACAUCAGACAAUUGGGCAGUAUUGUCACCUGGGACGCAAAUAUUUCUCAUGAUUCUUGGCGUCAUUUUGGGAUUGUUCGGCCUUUAUGGAUUGUACAGAUUUCUUAAAUGGUGUGGAAUAAAGCCAAGGAAGAUUAAUGGAUGAAUUAUCGCCAAUAGAUCCCAGUGCACUAAUUUGGAACAACAUAAAUCCUUUGUUUUUUCUCUUUCUUCAGGUCGCAAGUACAAAACAGUAAUAGAAUUACGUCUUUGUCACCAAUUAAAUGUAGUUACCCCAGAUGUCUUUCAUCUUCAUAUAAGAGACAUUUUUGAUGGAAUUUGUUAUACUUUGGUGUUAACAUUCAAUUCCGAAUUUGAAAUGAUUAAAACGUAAUUGUUUUCUUUAAAGUCUCUGUAAAUAUUCCAAUGUAUAUAAAAAUAUUUUUUAUGAAUUUCAAAUAUCUUGAAAUUGUUGCAUGAUUCAAUAGAUAAAGAAUUAUUCCUAUUGUUUUUAAAGGCUUUGGGGGGAAUGAUCUAUCAAAGUCUUAUAUGAACUAUUGUCAAAAGAAUUUUUUUUGAAAGUGAAAUACUAUUAGUUAUUUACAAGUAGUAUCGUGAUUUAUAUUUACCAUUACCGUUUUUCUGGUAGCAGAAUUUGCAGCAAAUUUCUGAAUUGCAUAAUUGCAUUUCUUAAUUGCAUUCUGCAGCAUGUUUAUUGUAACACUAUUAUUGUAAAUUAUCCAUUAAUUUAAUUAAUAGAUGAUUUAAUUAAUUAAUUAAUUAAAUUAUCUAUUCAUUAGACUAAAUUAUUUAUUUAAGUCCAUUAAUUAAAUAAUAGACUUAAUGUAGCAUGUUUACAAUGAAACUAGAAAAUAUAAGGUGGAUAAAAAUUAUACAGAAAAAAUGUUGUUAAAAAUGCAUUAUUUGGAUUAAAAUUUUUAUACACUUUUAAAUAAAUGAAAUAAUUGAAACUUGAAAAAUGGAAUUAGUCUAUAUUAAGUUUAUAAAUAAACGUUUAGAGUUUACGAAAAUGUGGAAUUUAUAUUGUAUUUUAAAUUUUUUAUUUUUCACCUUCUCAGCUAUUUAAAGAACAUUAUUUGGAUUUUUUGAAGGACAGUCAUCAAUUUUCUUUUGCUUAUAUAUAUAUGCAGAAGGACAACCAUUUUUUUAAGAACCUGUAACAAGUAGUCAGUCAUUGAGUUAGUUUAGGAAUUAAAAAUGAAUUACAGGUUCUCGUCUCAGUAAUAUUUUCGGCUUGUUUAAAAAAAAAAUCUUAUAUAAUAAAUAAUCUCCAGUCUCUGCGAUAAACGUUUCAAUUCUAAAUGAAAAAUAAUACUCUGCAGAUGCCCUGAUAAUCAGCAGAGCCCGUUGCCGGUCUGGAAGAUUUCUGCUACCGGGGCCAUGUACCCCACUGAUGUUAUCUUAAACAAUGACAUGAAACUAGUAUGUUCACAGCACUUGUUAACAUGCUACACUGGAAGUAAUAAAGUAACUGAUAAUGUAGGCAGUUCCUAAAGUGACCAGUGGUUUAAAAAAUAAAGAAGAAUCAGAAGGAUAUGAAAAUGUACGUUUUGCUGCUUGCUGUGUUCUGCUUAGAAAAGCUGUUCCUUAAUUCUCACUCAAAGUUAAUUAUAAGAGUCGUCUGGUACUGAUUCUCAAGUUUUAAAUUUAGUUAUAAAACUAGUUAUAAAAUUCCUCAACAUUGUUUCAAUAAAAUGUUUUCACAAUAAUAAUUAAAUUAAUGCAGUUCAGUCUAAUUACAAAAUACACAGUUGAUCCAGCAAAUCUUUCGGUUGGAAUAAUCUUACAUGCAUUAGAGAACCAAGCUUCAUAAUUUUUCAAAUAAGAAGCGCCAUCUGUUGAGGGACUUUGUCUCUAAUUUUCAAAUUUUGAGAAAAGAAAAAUGGCUGAUUUACUAAGCAGAAUCCUGAAACUAUUUUUAUUUGGCUGAUUUUUAAAACCACCGGUCAUUUUUGGGGUUUCGGUAAAAAUAUAUUGUAAAUCAGUGAACAUGUUAAAUGAAGUUAGUAGUUAUUUUUUUGUGCAGUUAUUUUUAUUGUAGUUACUAUUUUUUAUUGUAGUUACUACUUUUUAUUGUGGUUAUUUUUUAAAUGUGUCACUUACGUUCAAUUUCAUAGUUUAUUUAUUUUCAGUACUAAUAAUUCACUCGUUUCUAAUGCCAUAACGUAGCUUUAUAUUUAUUAAACUAACGGGUGUUAAUCGGAUACCACAAAUAUUAAAAUGGUGGAUUUUAAAUAAAAGAGCUCCUUGUUGUUGCUGUAAAACGUUACGAUAUAUAACUGCAUAAUAAACAACUAAUAUAUUAAGAUGUUUAAAAAUAAACAUUGCAUUUAAUUUAUGAAGUCAAUACAGUUUGUUUUAGUGCAAUAUGGGGUUCUUAAAAUUAACAGGAUAAAUUAUAAUUGUACAGUAUAAGAAAUACGACAAAAAUAGUGGACCGAAAAGGAAUGUAGCAUAAAAUAUAGACCUCAAGCAAAACUUUUCUAGAUUUUGAGGGUUUGAAUACGAAUAUCUUACUGAUUUUGAGGCAACUUAAAUGGUUUCUUACAAAAAUUUUUCUUAAUGUCAAAGUGGGUGGUGAAAUGUUAAAGUAUGUGCCUCUUUCAUGAAAUCCCAGGCUCAAAAUCGACGGUUGACAUUGUGGCGUAACUACCACUAUAAAUAUUAAAUACCGAUUCACUAGUAUAUAAGACAGGUUAACUUGAUUCCAUCUUGAGGUACCUUUUGAUGGAUGAAGGUUGACACAGUCGAUAAUAGAAUCCCCUUAUUGGUGACCUCCGGACGUGAUAAGAACAUGCCAACACUGAUGGAUAGUCCACAU
Messenger RNA from Parasteatoda tepidariorum (common house spider), 3062 nucleotides. RefSeq lists its product as uncharacterized. NCBI's taxonomy places the organism in Eukaryota, Metazoa, Arthropoda, Arachnida, Araneae, Theridiidae. The record is from RefSeq and is a predicted model, not a curated record.